UGUGACGCCCUUCGCUCUGCCCCGGUGAUAUUUGUGAGCAGAGUAGAGCUAAAGUUAGACCUGACAGUAGCCUACCACUCCUCAUCACAACAUACUCAGCAGACCACAGUGGGUUACAAUGGACGGUGUCACCUUACCACAGAUGCUGCUGUAUCUCACCAGUGUGGCCGGCCAAACAAGCUAUAGCUCAGCCCUCAUUCCUGACACUGAAGACUUUAAUUCAGUUGUGUCGAUGGCAGAGAAGUUGAAUGAGCAGGUAGCUCAUGCUGCAGAUGAGAGGUUACAGUCAGACCUUCAGACUCUGGUAACACUCAUGAUGGAGAAGGAAACUAAAGGAAACCAGAGUGAAGAGCCGGAUUCUUCAACACUUCCAGAAAACUCUCAGGAAACGAGCCAAAAUGAGUCUGCCCCGUCUGCAGCAGCACCCAAAAGUGAGCCCACACAGUCCUUCACCUCCCUGUUACCAAAGGCUCUGUCUGCUGUACUACAUCUGACGCCGCCCCCAGGCCUGACCUCCGACCCCCAGCCGAGCAGAGAUCCACCGAACCUGGAACAACUGCAGACGGAGCUGAGAGACCUGAGGGACCAGUUUCAUCUGAUGAAGAGUCAGCACAACAAAGAAAUUAAACUGCUGAUGAAUGAGCUCGAUGAGGAGAAAAGGAUUCGCUUGACCUUACAGAUGGAGAUUCAACGUAUGAAGAAGCACAUGUCUAAAUGAGUGGAGUGGAGAACUUCACCAUCAUCAAAGACACAUUUGAAAGGUCCUGUUGUACACUUCUCUGAUAAAUGAUAUUUUUCUAAUUUUAAAAAAACAUCCUUGCUCCUUUUUGAUGAAUAAGUAUCAUAUUUUUUAGAAAAAACAUUGAUCUUGGGUGGUAAUUUUCUUAACUUUUUUGUUGGACUGGCGAAUGGGCCAGCCAAAAGAACUGAAUGUUUUUACUGAGUCAUUACUGAAAGUGCAGAGAUGAGGCACAGUGGGAGAAGACGUGAGGUGAGAGGAGUAUCUAUUGACCGUUCUCUCUGGAAAUGAGCAGUGCACCAGACCUUGUUUUACUUUCAAUUUGUUUUAUAUAUUUCUGUAAAUGGACUCCUAAUGAACAUGGACUAAUUUGUCUUGAGGUUUCCAUGAAGAGAAAAUGUAUUUCCUGUUUCCCAAGACUGUUGGCCUGAAUAUGUAGUGGAGAUCAUAACUGUUGAACUGGUUUUCAAUCAUAUUUCCUUUAUCCAUCCAUGUAGAAAACAUUUGACAGUUAUCAGGCAGAGUGGAGGACAUGAAAUGAGAGCCAGCAGUUAAUCAGCUCAUCAUUAGUUUAAAAUAAUGUGAUGUGGAGGCACAAACAUGAAGCUUCUGUCAUAUUUUAGGUGCAUAUAGUUUUCAAAAAAUGUAAGUUUGCCUUUUGAUCGUACCAAAAAUUGACUGACCAAGCUGUCAGUGAAUUCAUUGGUUGUUGAUGUGUAAGACUGUGAAUUCAUUAAAGAUGUUGCCCAUUA
Molecule: messenger RNA, 1491 nt
Organism: Sebastes umbrosus (honeycomb rockfish)
Lineage: Eukaryota; Metazoa; Chordata; Actinopteri; Perciformes; Sebastidae
Product: SH3 domain-containing kinase-binding protein 1
Exons: 7
Coding region: 119-718 (199 amino acids)
Source: RefSeq, a predicted model, not a curated record